CCGAAAUUAGCUACAGAUAAGGGGAGAAGCAAGGAAAAAAGGGGGCUACCCUAAGACCGACGAAAAACGAGAAACCAAGAGACUUUCCAGACACACAUUUUCACCCGCCUACCAACACCUUUUGUUUCUUCUCCUUCUCCUGUACCCAUUCGGAUCUGCAACGACGACGUCACAGCACUCGUCGUGAACUUCUAUCUUCUAUCCCUUUGCCUUUCGUUGCUCAAGUAGCGCAAAAGAAAGGGACCCGCUGGUCGGUCCUCGAAGCCAGCAUCACCCAACAUGUCGGCCGAGAAAGCUCGCGGUCGCGGCGAGGAGCUGGAGGGCGACAUCACCUUCAUCAAGACCCCUCCAGCACAGCCGUCCAAAUUCGGCAAACCUGAGGACUGUGGCGUUGCUACCACCAAUUUCGCCGCCAUCAACAACCCUCCCCUCCCCGCCGAGGGCCCCGGCAAUGAGUCCUUCUCGAACCUGGUUCUUCUUGGCCUCACCCUCGGCCUCCCGACAUGGCUGGCCUGGAACCUAGGCGGCGGCUUCAAGACCACCGUCUUCUUCAUCCUCGUCCUCUUCUUCCCCCUCCUGGUCGCCUACUGGGCCAUCACCUCGCGCAUCUCGCCCCGCACCAACGAAAAGGCCCGGCUCCCCGGCCGCAACAUCGAGGAGUACCUGACCUUCAAGCACGAGGCCGACCGGCUCCGCUGGAACGGCCGCCGCAAGAUCCCCAUGCAGGUCUUCAUCGAGAAGUACCUGGAGGGCGAGGUCGACUUCAACGGCGACUGCCUCGACGUGCUGGAGUACCGCCACGACUGGGCCACCUGGGCCUUCACCUGGUCGCUGUUCCGCUUCAUCCUGCUCGGCUUCGGGCUCGACGUGCUCUUCCACUCGCGCGAGCAGGACGAGCAGCAGAUCCGCCCCACCUACGACACCGGCAACGACCACUACUCGUGGUUCCUGGGCCCCCGCAUGGUCUACACCAGCGGCAUCAUCUCCGACCCCACCCGCGAGGAGUCCCUCGAGGAGAUGCAGGACAACAAGAUGGCCGUCGUGUGCGAGAAGCUCGAGCUCAAGGAAGGGGAGAAGAUGCUGGAUAUCGGCUGCGGCUGGGGCACCCUCGCCAAGUUCGCCAGCGUCAACUACGGCGCCAGCGUCACCGGCGUCACCCUCGCCCGCAACCAGGCCGCCUGGGGGAACGAUGCGCUCCGUCGCGCCGGCGUCUCCGAGGACCAGAGCCGCCUCCUGUGCAUGGACUACCGUGACAUCCCCCACCAGAAAUUCAACAAGAUCACCCAGCUCGAGAUGGGCGAGCAUGUGGGUAUCCGCCGCCUCACCGCCUUCUUCCGCCAGUGCUACGACAUGCUGGAGGACGACGGUGCCAUGUACGUCCAGCUUUCCGGUCUGCGCCGCCCUUGGCAGUACGAGGACCUCGUCUGGGGUCUGUACCUCAACAAGUUCAUCUUCCCCGGCGCCGACGCCUCGACGCCCCUGUGGUAUUAUGUGAGCUGCCUUGAGAAGGCUGGCUGGGAGGUCAAGAGCAUCGACACCGUCGGCGUCCACUACUCGGGCACCCUCUGGCGCUGGUACCGCAACUGGCUCGGCAACGGCGACACCAUCACCGCCAAGUACGGACAGCGCUGGUACCGCAUCUGGGAGCUCUUCCUGGCCUGGUCCACCAUUGCCUCGCGCCAGGGCAGCGCCACCUGCUUCCAGUUCGUCGUCGUCAAGAACCUCAACGCCACCCACCGCAUCCUCGGCGUCAACUCCCAGUUUGGCAUUCACGGCGCUCUGGCGGCCGCCAGGGCUGCUGGCAAGGCAGUCUUCCCUCAGUAAGGGGCGGACUAUGUGCGGCGUCAAACUGGAGGAGACUUUUCUUUUCUCCUUCCACUACAGUCGCCGUGGUGGAUAAAACCGACUACGGAUUUUUCUUCUUCAUCUCGGAUAGGAUACAGACGGGCGUCGGAAGCCUAAUGAAGGAAACAAAGAAGAUGGAUAAUAAUGUUGCUUAGAAGGGGGGACGGGAUACAAAACGUGGUCUGCCCACGCUUAGACUCGGUGUAAAGUAAGGUAAUAAAAGAGGGUACUCGGUAGUUCUGUGCCAAGGUACUUCGUAUAAGCACUAUGGAAAGGAAAAGGAAAUUCAAAUUCGGAGAAACCAGUGCGGAUUACGGUGUUGGUUACCUUACUGUUGCGGUCUACGAAUAUCUUUGCUACUGUUAUCAAUUCUGAACUUUUCUCCGCUGUC
This is a messenger RNA of Sodiomyces alkalinus F11, 2236 nucleotides long. Its product is annotated as cyclopropane-fatty-acyl-phospholipid synthase. The coding region runs from base 280 to 1824 and encodes 514 amino acids. The record is from RefSeq and is a predicted model, not a curated record. Gene Ontology annotation, biological process: cellular response to biotic stimulus. The transcript has 3 exons. Lineage: Eukaryota; Fungi; Ascomycota; Sordariomycetes; Glomerellales; Plectosphaerellaceae.